UUUGUCUCAUGAACUGAAAUAAAUAAAUUGAUUUGAUUCCUAUAAACAGAACAUAUCGAAGGCAAGUUUGAGCCCCGUCAGGUGGCAGCAUGGAUAAAAAUGCAAAAGCAGUGGAUGAGAGCUCUUUUCAAACGAAAGUAAAGAUGUGCCAAGUUAUUGUAUUGUUUAGUGGGUAUUCUACAAAACUAGAUGAGACGUUGAAAGCAAAUUGUUCUUGUACAUUGAUAAAAGCGUCGAGGAAUAUUAUCGUCGACACCAUGACAGCUUGGGAUCGACAGAGAAUAAUCGAUGCACUUGCCGAACAUGAUAUAACAGCCGAUCAAAUUGAUUAUGUUGUUUGCACUCACAGCCAUGCCGAUCAUAUCGGAAAUAACAAUCUCUUCCUAAAUGCGGAACACAUAAUCGGAACUUGUGUCCAUCGCGGCGACGAGUUCUUCGAAAGGAAUUUUGAAAACGGUAAACUCUGUUCAGUCUUGCUCCUUUCAACAUUCAAUCAGAACAUGAUUAAUUUUAAUCGAAUAUCUACAGAGGGAUAUCGAAUUUGUCCUGGAGUAAGAGUCGUAGCAACUCCUGGACAUACGUCGGACGAUGUCACGGUCUUGGUCGAUACAACUAUUUCCAGCAAGUCAAUAUGUUUCGCUAUAACAGGCGAUCUGUUUGAAAAAGAAGAUGACAUAUUGGAUCCAUCCAUUUGGAAAGAAUUCGGAACCGCAGAAUUGCAGGCAACUCAGUCACGUAUGAGAUCUGACAUCAUGCAUCUGGCGAAUUUCAUAGUACCUGGACACGGGCCAAUGUUUGCUGUUACCGAGGACUUGAGGAAAAUUAUUAAAAGUCAAAUAAUCGUGUAAAAUUUAAUUAUGGUUCCUUUCAAUUAUUUUUACAAAUACUUUAUUAAACAUUGUAAAGUGUAGCACAUAGUAUCACAACAUUUUUAUUCUAUAUAUAGGUGUAUACAUUUCCUGAUGAUUACAUAUCGUUUGAUUCACUAACGUAUAGAAAAGAACAUCUGUAAUUGCCACGUGCUAGAAUCCUGCUUGUUAAUUGUUGAAAGUCAAUCAGUAAUCGGUUUUCGCGUAGCUAAAAUAAUUUACUAAUUUAAAUAUAAAUAAAUCUAGAAAGAAUUGCGUAGACGUAUCGCAGACAUAGUUUUUCAACGUGUCGUGUUGCUCGUAAUCGUCCUAUAAGGUUUGAACUACGUAUUCAGAUAUUUUUGUCAAGUGUUCACAGCCAACAUCUAAAAUAAGAUUUCACGUAUCUCUUUUUCCAUUUUCGCUUUUAUAUUUCAUGUUUUACGCGUUACUGGUAAUAAAUCAUAUUUGAACAUAUUCGUACAUCAUAUACACUCCUUAAUAGUACGUGGUCAAUUGUAUAUCAGUGAUUAUUCGACGAGCCAUGCAUUCCGCGACACUAUCGCGGAACUUUAAAAAAUAACUGAGUUAAGUUUAGAAGACAAUACCAUUUUAUUUAAUUCCCAUGUUCUCGAUAGUGUAUCCUUUUGCAGCUUUAUUGAAAUAAAUACUGUGAUCCUGUGUCAUCCAAAGAA
Molecule: messenger RNA, 1543 nt
Organism: Ceratina calcarata
Lineage: Eukaryota; Metazoa; Arthropoda; Insecta; Hymenoptera; Apidae
Product: metallo-beta-lactamase domain-containing protein 1
Exons: 3
Coding region: 90-848 (252 amino acids)
Source: RefSeq, a predicted model, not a curated record